CUCAGUUGGUUUUGUGCCUUCGAAUUCCAGACGCACCCCAGCCCGGCUUCAUCCUCGCACCAUCUACACAGACAACAUGCCAUUGAUUAGAAUUGUGGCGCUCAUGCCCCGACACCAUGCCCUGGGUUGACACGCGUCGCACGGUGAGAAGCGUCUGCCGUCGGGUGUGGGCGACAGUCUCACAACCUCCGCCAAAGCCUGUGACAGACGAGCCCGAGGAGAUCCUCCCCUUCCUCCCAGAUCCGCGCCCCCGAUGCAUCACGCCGCAGCCCUCCGCCGAUCCUCCGCAUCGAGAGGAAUGUCUAUUCUUCCGUAGACUGCCCCCCGAGAUACGGAUUCAAAUUUAUAAUCAUGCGUUCGGCAACCAGACCUUGCACAUGGACCUCAGCUACAUCUGGCCAGACACGCCCAGAUCAAGGGUGGCUGCUGAGGACGGGAGCACGCGACACUGCGCAAUCACACCCAUGGAGAGUCACCCGUCCUAUCGCGAUCUCGACAGCACGCAACCAAAGGCAUGGCGCUGGUGGGGCAGCGUGUGCCACAGAGAACCGCCGCCGCACGAAAUGUCCGUGAUUCGUCGCUGGGACUUGGAGCCGGCGCCGUGGUACGACAAAUGCCGUAACGGCGACGUGAAGUAUUGCGCGGUCUGGGGAGGCGCGUGGCCUGCAAGGUGCCAGAUUGGUGUCAUGGGCUGGCUUCUAAGCUGCCGCCUGGCGUACGACGAGACCAUUGACGUUUUAUAUCGCCAAAACACCCUGCACAUAGUCAGCCAUGCGAUUUUCGAAAACCUCAACCGGCUCUUCCUCGCACAGCGCUUGUCGUGCAUCUCGUCGUUGGAGAUCAAGUUCGGCACGAGCAUCAUUUCGAUGCACAGGUGGGCAUCGUACAGGAAGGCGAUCGACGGGAUACAGAAUCUCUUCCAGGUCCUCACAGCUCAACUUCCAAGUCUCCGCACCCUUCACGUCACCAUCACAUCUGUGUUUCAUAUUUACACCUCGGUGGACUUUAAUCCUUUCCUCGAGGCCGCGGACAAGUUCAUUGUCGCCAACCCUGCCUUGACACGCUUCACGCUUUCCAUGCCGCAAGGCGCCUUUCAGCGUUUGUGGGUCGAAGCACAGGAAAAUAGAGCGCCGCAACACGAGAAUGGUGGCAUCGAGAAGGAAGUCUUCCGGUUUCUCAACGGCACCUACGGAUUCACAGACCAAGAUGCCCAGGGGACGGGCCUUCGUUGGAAGCGCGAUCGCCCGCUGCGGUCCAACUCCAACGAGUGCGACAAUGGGUACUGGGUCAUUGAGGGUCAGAGCAACCCUCAUCUAUUUGGCUUGUAGCAUCAAGCGACCUAGUAUACGUAUGUAAAGUACGGGUUCUCCUUGUCGCUUCGCCUUCUUUGCGUUUUCCCUCCUCAGGACAACGUACAGUGCUGCACUAGCCGCGAUGCAGAUGGCGUAGCAGAUGAUCAGGCCUGUCCAAAGCUCGGGAUAGUGGUCGGCCUUUUGCUUCGAGUCCACCAGCUGUGGGCCAACAAUAUUGCCGACGCAGUAGGCAAUGAAGAUGGUCGCGGCCAUGAAGCUCUUCUUUGUGUGUCCGGCGACGUUGGACAUGCCCACAGUGAUGAUCAGAGACACGACGGCGCCAAAGAAUCCGGUGAUGGAGUAGCCGGCGAGAGGCGUCG
Messenger RNA from Emericellopsis atlantica, 1672 nucleotides. RefSeq lists its product as uncharacterized. The transcript has 3 exons. The record is from RefSeq and is a predicted model, not a curated record. The coding region runs from base 117 to 1328 and encodes 403 amino acids. NCBI's taxonomy places the organism in Eukaryota, Fungi, Ascomycota, Sordariomycetes, Hypocreales, Bionectriaceae.